Messenger RNA from Seriola dumerili (greater amberjack), 1252 nucleotides. It is a transcript of the gene vma12, whose product is annotated as transmembrane protein 199. Gene Ontology annotation, biological process: vacuolar proton-transporting V-type ATPase complex assembly. Gene Ontology annotation, cellular component: endomembrane system. NCBI's taxonomy places the organism in Eukaryota, Metazoa, Chordata, Actinopteri, Carangiformes, Carangidae. The transcript is spliced from 6 exons. The record is from RefSeq and is a predicted model, not a curated record. The coding region runs from base 213 to 812 and encodes 199 amino acids.
UCAUCGUGUCACAAGGUAAACAAUAUGGCUGCUUCCUUGGUCUUAUAUUUUCUCCCCUAGCUGUUAUUAAUGGUUAAUUCUUAAUGUGUACUAAUUUAAAACAGGUACAGAUAUUUUCCUCCUUCUCUUGAUAGUGUGUGUAUUAUGUUAGCCUGGAAAUAGAGGUGUUUAAAUAGCUGUUUCGCAUAAAGUCAGUAAUUUCUGUUAAAACCAUGGCCUCGUCAUUUGUCGUCGGAGAUCAGUUCAGACGUAAAGUGACAGAGUUACUGAAAAAGACAGACUCGUCUCUGCCACAACGACUGAGAGAAGAACUGGAGGAGACUGUGCAAAAACCAGAACCAGCAACUCUGUCCUUCAGUACAGCAAGAAAACUCCAGAAAUACCUCCAGGACGAAGGGCAUCCUUUCUACCUGCAUGAGUUGUUGGAGGACAGCUCACUGCACCUGCCUGAGGUUGUGAAGCCUCCCAGAAACCCAGAGCUGGUCGCACGUCUGGAGAAGAUCAAAGCCAAACUGGCCAAUGAGGAAUACAACAGGAUCACACGUAACGUCAACACUCAGGAAAUCAACCGAAACGGAACAUUAGCAGAUUUUGGACGGGAAGUGCGAUCAGUCAAAGCUGUGGUGGUGACCGUAUUCAACUUCCUGGUCACAGUGGUCGCUGCUUUCGCCUGUUCUUACAUGGGCAGUCAGUAUCUGUUCACCGAGACCACAGCGCGGGUGAUCUCAGCCGUGAUCGCUGCCUCUGUAGUCGGCCUCGCUGAGCUGUACGUCCUGGUCCGGACCAUGGAGGGAGAACUGGGAGAACCGUAGCAGCAGUUGAGAGCUGCCCCAUCAUGUCUUCUGAUUCAGAACAGAGAUCUCACUUUGCAAUGAAACACUUUGGACUUUUUGUCUUUGAUUUGUGAGGAAAACUGUGGAAUAAGUUACUGAGAAUUUACAAGUUAAUGACAGUAGAGCCGCUCAAUGGAAGCUGGAACUUUACAAGGAAGUAAAUUGGUUUAAAAGGACUGAUUAUCUGCCCCUUCACUUACUAUGAUGCUACUGCUUAAUCUGACAUUCCACCUUUUUUUAAAUAUUUGUUUACAAUUAUUUUGUAUUUCAUACUUUUCCUGAAACUACAGCCUCCAGUGUUUCUCCCUCCUCUUUCUCCUGUCCUAUAGAAAAUGACUGUCGCUCAUUUUCUUAUGAUUUCCUCCAUCUGUUCUCAGGUGGAAUCGUAUUUAUGUGUUUAAUAAAAUCAUCGAUGCUAA